This is a messenger RNA of Amborella trichopoda, 2780 nucleotides long. Lineage: Eukaryota; Viridiplantae; Streptophyta; Magnoliopsida; Amborellales; Amborellaceae. The record is from RefSeq and is a predicted model, not a curated record.
UCCUCCUCUCCUCCUCUCUCUCUCUCUCUAUUUUCUCAGAAACUGAAAACCUAAAACCGACUCCAUUUUCCGUCUCGCUUCUUUUCCAUAUCUCUCCUCCUCUCUCCAUCGCCUUCUCUUUCAUAAACGAUGGGCCAGAAACGCAAGGCAGACCAGGACCACAACCCAAGCAGCUCAGACUCCGAAGAAGAAGCAGAACCAGAAGCACCUCAUCACCGUAACUCGAUCAUAGAAGAAGGAGAAGAAGAAGACAUCGACGAACUCUUAGAACCAUUCACCAAAGACCAGCUCGUAGAACUCAUCAAGACUGCCAUUUCCUUAGAGCCCAAUGUCCUCAAUGAAGCUCGCAGCCUUGCAGACAGGGACCCAUCUCAUCGCAAGCUUUUUGUCCAUGGUUUAGGUUGGGACACCACCUCUGAAACACUAACUUCUACCUUCUCCAGUUAUGGUGAGAUCGAAGACUGCAAUGUAGUGUCUGAUAAAUCGACUGGAAAAUCGAAGGGCUACGGCUUUAUUCUAUUCAAACACCGACAUUCUGCGAAAAAGGCCCUCAUCUCACCUCAAAAGAAGAUUGAUGGAAGAAUGACUGCUUGCCAAUUCGCCUCUUCUGGUCCCACUGAAACCCUAGCUAAAAAGACCCAAAAUCCAACUUCAAAUGAAAACCUAGCUCGAAAGAUCUAUGUAGGAAAUGUGCUCUCAGAUAUAGCACCAGAAAAGAUCCAUACGUUCUUCUCAAAGUAUGGUGAAAUCGAAGAAGGGCCAUUAGGGUUUGAUAGAAACACAGGAAAAGCAAAAGGUUUUGCUCUUUUUGUGUACAAAUCCUCCGAAUCUGCCAAGCGGGCCUUAGCAGAACCCAACAAGAUCUUCGAAGGCCAUAAGCUUUAUUGCCAGAGGGCUACUGAUAACACUAACAAGCAAAAGAAUGGGCCCAUGGGGUUGGGCUUGGGCCCAGGUGAGAGUGUUCAGUCUAAUGCCCCUGCCCUAAUAGGCCAGGCUCCAGGACAAGGCCUGCUUGUUAAUGGUCUUACACCGGGCCUGGGCCCAGCCUUUGUGGGCCUGAACCCAAUGGCUGCAGCUUUUGGGGCAGUUUUGAACCCUGCCCUGGCAAUGGGGCAAAAUGGGGUUGCUCAAAGUUUGGGGUUGGGUGGGAAUUUUGGGAAUUUGGCGAGUGGGUACGGUAAUUUUCAAGGCUUAGGUGUGGCUUACCAGCCUCAAGGGGCUGGUAUAGUGGGUUUUGCUCCACAGGUUGCUAUGGGCGCUUAUCAGGGUAGUGCUCAAAUGGGUGGAAAUAGGCCACAACAACAAGGAGUUGGGAAUUUGGGGAAUGGAGGGCCUCCUUAUGUUGCACAUUAGUGCAUGGGCGGAAUGAAGAAGAUUCGAAAUUUGGUUUCAGCGGAAUUGCAGGGACAAUGAGUUGGGGACUGGGGAGGAGGUACCAAAGUAGAAGUGUCUUAGAUCUUAAUCACGUUUACAUAUUUCUCUUGAAGCUUAAGGAGUGAAAUGGUGUAGAGCACUUGUAUUUGUUUAUGGGACUUUAGGGUUGGACAUAUUGACAGCUUCCAUGGAAGUUUGAGAGGACAUUCUUUCCUUGGAAUGAGUGUUUACUUGGGUGGGCUUAUAGACUUGUAAAGAUGAUUUGUCCAUUUUCAUUUAAACCUAGAUUUGCUCUUAAGCAGUGAUGCGAGGGAUAUAGUUACUGUUUUGUCAGAUGUGAGGAGGUGAGUAGAUGUGGUGACAUGAGGGUCAGGAGGCUUUCGGAUGUCAAUAAUGUCUUAAAAGCAUACAACAUACCAUUCUUUUCAAGAAAAUGUGUUAAUAAGUAUGCAUCGUCUUGUGCAGAAAGGCAUCUUAAGAGGGAGAUUGUUGGUGGCCAUUAUGGUCUCAAGGUGAGGGACUUUGGGUUGGGGAAUAGAAAUUUCAAUAGGUCUUUCUGAAUGUUGUGACGGGAGCUUAUGCGGCUGCAAUAUACUUGGAAAUUGGGGAGUCUUAUUGUGUGGGAAGGACAGUCAAAGUACUAUGGUGUCCAGGUUUAUAAAGGUUCACGGUUUGCAGUGACUAUUGGAUUGUUUUGGGAGGGAUGGGGGGAGUUUCUUUGUCCAAAUUUUGGGUAGGAUUUGGGGUGAUGAGAGAUUCUAGGGUUGGAUCUUGUCUUUUCUCUUUUUGAGGUAUGAUCUUGUAGAAUGAAACAUGCAUUAGUAGAGUGGGUUUGACCCUAGCAGUGAUUGGAUCAUAUUUUUGAAAAACUGAGCAACUUUCUGUUUGAAAAAACACCUUAAUACCUCCCUUCCGCCCCUAGCACCCUUUAGGGAUUCGAGUAACUCCAUGAUAAGAAUGUGGUCCAACAGCUCAUAGGGUCAAACUAAACUCUUCAGCUAUAUUUCAUUUCUACAGAACCCUCUGUUCUCUCUCUCUCCCCCCCAAAGUUGGGUAUGUUGGGAUUGUUGCUAUGAUUCAUUCUUAUGAGGGGUAUCAAUUGAAACCCCUUUCAUGUGUGAAAAAUCUUUUUGUUUUUGUCUUCUCUUUGCUGUGGAUUUGGAAAGAUCAAAUUUUGUGAUCGGUUGAGAACAAUUGGAACUUCGCUAUUCUAGUGUUUCUUUUAGUUUAGAAGAUUACUUGGGAUUUGAUUGGUUCUAAUCAGUUUACUUUUAGGCGUUAUCUUAUUUUCUUUUAUUUUUUUAAAGAUAAAAUAUAUUGUUGUUUUUGUUUUUUGUGCGGAUCCAAUGGAAUGGUCGAGAUUCUUCUUUUCUAUAAUGAGCUUUUGUUUAAUGAUGCGAUUUUGU